UUCGCUCUAGGUGCCCUGAAAGAGUGUCUGGACAAUCAUACACUCUGCGAUAAUGGAACCGACCAUGGUUUUCUCCCAUCCAGGCUGGUCGAGGUCCAAGAAACAUCCGUUCGGGUCGUUGAAACUCAUCAGUUGGACCCGGCGCAGACCAAGUACCUCGCCUUGAGCCACUGUUGGGGGCCUCCGGAGAGCAUCACUGCGCAGCUCAACGAUGAGACGUACGAGGAGUACAUGAAAGAGAUCCCAGCUGCAGCGCUGCCCAAGACCUUCAAGGAUGCCAUUGCCAUCACUCGCAAACUUGGGUAUCAGUACAUCUGGGUCGAUUCACUCUGCAUCAUCCAGCACAACGUCGGAUGCUGGAUAAAAGAGGGCUCGCAGAUGUGUCAGAUCUAUGAGAACUCACUUGUCACCCUCGCUGCCGCUUCUUCUUCGAGUGGUCAGGGCGGUCUUUUCUACAACUCUCCAAAGAUCGAAAUAACUGGCACUGUCCCCGAAUCCGGCAAGGAGUAUCAACUCUUCGCACGGUUCAACUUUAACCACCGAUUCUUUGACUAUCCUCUGAUGAACCGUGCAUGGGUCAUGCAGGAACGUCUCCUCUCGCCUCGGACUCUCUACUUUACGAGUCAAGAACUCGUGUGGGAGUGUCGCUCACGCAACGUUUGUCAGUGUUCGCCUAUUCUGGGUGGCUUCCGAGCCCAGGUUGAUGGGUUCCCGGACAACUCGAAACUUCAGCCCGCCGAAGCGCACUUGGAUACUUCCGCUCUCGUCUCGAAAUGGUACGAGGUGGUUGAGAUUUACACCCAGCUCAAGUUGACGCAUGCAAGUGACAAACUAAUGGCUGUCGACGGCAUUGCGCAGUACAUGGCGCCAUUGCGCGAGAGUCAGCACUUUGCCGGCCUCUGGAUAGAUUCUUUCGCGACGGAUCUCGCCUGGGCUGUCGACACGUUUGACGAUGAAAGGGGGCGAGUACCCGAGUGGCGCGCGCCGACAUGGUCUUGGGCCUCU
Messenger RNA from Fusarium vanettenii 77-13-4, 1005 nucleotides. RefSeq lists its product as uncharacterized. Lineage: Eukaryota; Fungi; Ascomycota; Sordariomycetes; Hypocreales; Nectriaceae. The record is from RefSeq and is a predicted model, not a curated record. The annotation marks the transcript as partial. The transcript has a single exon.